GUCCUUGCAAAUAGCAGAAGAACUAUAUAGCAGGAUAUCUGAGGAUAUUUUAUUGAGUGAAUCCCAAUAAAUAGUAGUCCUUGCAAAUAGCUGAGGAGUAUAUGAUAUGUGAACAGAAUUACAGCCCUGGGAACAUCAGCUAGCAGGGUACCCUCCUUUUUUCCCAGGGGAGCUAGCGAACUCGUGACUCGUGUCGUGAGCAACUCCAUUGCUUUCGAGUCGCAAUUCAUGGUUCCUUGUUGUGAAGACUGAAGAAUUGUAAUGGACAAUGAUGUUAUGAUUCACUGUGUAACACGAAACAGAUGAAUUCUGAAGGAGCGCCGCCGCCGGCCAACAGCCUCCCCGCUCUCCCACCUCCCCCUAGCAGAUCCCCGACCCUCGCGUCGUCCUCCUGGGCGGCUCGGGGGAGAGGAGUCUUAGCACAGCUGGGAGCCACCACUCGCGGCCGGCUAUGUUCGCGGCGGGCCUUACUCAUCCCCGAAGGUGGGUGAGGAUCCUCUGCUCUAAGGGUGGAGUCCGGAUGAUGGGGCCGCAUCCUCAAGGUCGGUGGUGGCGGCCGGUGGUCACAACCUGCCGCUUUGCAGUUGGGAGGAGGUUCAGCGCGGUGAGGCACCCGCGAUGGCGAAGCUGAUUUGUGAUGUCUUCACCACCGACCCGAGGCGCGGUCUGCUGCGCGGUGAGGUCUUCUGGCUCCGUCAGCACUGCGACACCUUCAUCAGGUUGGCCUUCUCCGCUGAGCGAGGAGUGUAGGAGCUGGUGCCUGCGGGUGCGGCCCAUGGUGGUGCCAGACGGGCUGCUGCUCGGCGACUGUUGGACGCCCGAUGAGCACAGCAGCUGCGUCCGAUUCUUCAUGAUCAGAAGAACUGAAGAAGGCGUGGUCUGCUUUCAGUUCAGCUUGUCAGUUUUCACCCACCUGCCGCCGUGAACCGAGGGCCGCAUCUAGGGCUUGGUCUUCCGCCUUGGGCAUCCAGGAGCAUCCAGACGCCCACCUGCCCCGCCAGGCCAUCACUCCGUGCUUCAACGACAUCGAGCAGGCCAGUUGCUGCAGCAGCUCCAGGUUUAGCUGCAGUGCGUGAUAAGAAGAAGAAGAAGAACAGCAAGUUUGCGUAUCAAUGGUCACUCCAGCUGGAGCACCGACGCAAUCUUGGCUGGAGAAGUGGAGUGAAUGGGAGAUCCAAGCUGUUGUUGUUGUCAGCUUCAGCCUGCAGGUUAUCCUCUUCUUCCUCGCAGGGAUCCGCCGGUACAGUGUCUCAUCUGUUCUCAAGGUCUUUCUCUGGCUGGUAUAUCUGCUUGCUGAUACCGCUGCGAUUUAUGCCCUGGGGCACAUGUCUGCGUCAUUGUCGAGAACAUCAUCUGACAAGCACCAGCUGGUAGCGUUCUGGGCGCCGUUCCUCCUGCUGCACCUCGGCGGCCAGGAUACCAUAACCGCCUAUGCGCUGGAGGACAAUAAACUCUGGCUGCGCCACCUGCUAACUAUGUUUGCGCAGGUCGCCGGCACCGGGUAUGUGCUCUACAAGCACAUGAUUGCAGACAGAGCGAGCCUUGUAUCUGCCGCUGUGCUCGUUUUGGUGGCAGGAUUUGUCAAGUACGGCGAGAGGAUAUGGGCACUCAGGUGUGCAAGCAAGGGUUCCGGUGGGCCUAAUCCGCCUGUUCCGAAACUAAAUUACGAAGCGAGUGACUGCUUCACUAGAAAUAAAAAAUUUAGAACUUAUGCAUUUAUUGUGAAGACAGCGCACAGAUUGAAGUAUGCAUUUGUCAAGCCUUUAAUCAUAUACAGGAAUUCGAUAUCCGUACCUUGGAAUGAUGAAAAAUUAUUCUAUCCAAUAACCCAUGUAGAUGAAUAUAUUGGAACGGAAGACAAAUCGGCACAGGAGAAGAGUUGUAUGGAGGUGGUGUAUAGAGAAAUCGAGGUGGAGCUGGCCCUGACUUACGACAUGCUCUACACCAAGGCAGAAGUGAUCCACAAAUGGUAUGGCUACCUCAUCCGUGGUAUUUCCUCUGGGUUUUGCUUCGGUGCUCUUCUUGCCUUCACAAGAAGCAAAAGGGAUCGUUAUUCUACACCCGAUACUGUUAUCACUUUUGUUCUUUUGGGUGGAGCUUGCGCACUGGAGGUCGCAUCAGCUUUCAAGGCGAUUGGGUCAACCUGGACAUAUGCCAUCCUCGUAGCCCACAGAUGGAAGUGGCUGGCCAAUGCAAUUCUGUUUGCACGUUACCACUUCAUCGUCCUCAAAGAUGGAAGGUGGUCCAAUUCCGUCGGGCAAUAUGACUUCUUAUCCUUUUGUGCCAGCGGCAAGACCCUCAAGGGAAGAAUUGCCGGAUGGAUUGGGCUGGAGGACUGGUGGAACAAAGCUCACUACACCAAACAUGCCAAGCUGUCACCUGCCCUCAAGGAGUUUGUAUGGGGCUUGCUCAGAGGUGAGAAGAGUAAUAUGGUACAGAUUGAAGACAUGGCCACUCGGAGUGGGUUUUGGGAUCGCAAGUUCAGGGGCUUCAACCAAAGCGAAAAGCUUGAUUGGAGCUUGAGGUUGGAAUUUCAUUAUUGUGUGUAUAUCUGGCACAUAGCCACAAGCACCUUCCUCAGCGACCCUGUUGUCAGAUCAGAGCUGGUCGACCAGGGCAUGGCCGAAGCGAUCAAUACUCUUUCUGACUACAUGAUGUACCUACUCGUCCAGCACCCUGACAUCGUGCCCAUGAAUGUAGCUGCUCGUAGCCUGUUUAAGCAAGCAUACCGCAUUUUUGUCCGCGAAUUUAACCGUAAGAAGCAUACUAUGGAGAAAGGAGCCCUGGAUAUGUGGCCAUGGAGUCGAGGGCUCUAUCCCGUGGGGAGCGGGGGCUGCGGAAGCUCCUCAAGGGGAAGCUAUUGGGCCUUGCCUCGCUUGAGAGGACGAUCGCUCGCCAGCGCUCUCGGAUAACGUGGCUGAGUGAGGGGGA
Molecule: messenger RNA, 2931 nt
Organism: Lolium perenne
Lineage: Eukaryota; Viridiplantae; Streptophyta; Magnoliopsida; Poales; Poaceae
Source: RefSeq, a predicted model, not a curated record